AUGGCAGCUUCACCAAUAACAGUGGCUGUUGUACAUACCCCAUACUGGAAUGUUUCGGAUGCUGUUUUGCUUAGAGACGGAUCGCAUAAUGUCGUGGUACCUGCACUUCUUUACCUGCGAGCCUCCGAGAUUGAAACAACAAGUUCUUCACCUCGACCGUCGCAGCGCCCCGACGAACGAAAGAGAAAACGACCUGACACAAGUCGUCGCGACUCAUCUCUUCAGUUUGUUCACCAGUUUGCAUCAAACUCGAAAGAAGAUCAUUCUGAAUUAUCUCCGUGCUCAGGCGACUCCAGCGAUUCGACCGGCGACCAUGAUAUAGGCCCUGCAAACAUUCUUCAUAAGCUGAAUGUGACGGAACACGAACGCUUCCUACUCCAGGAUCUCGAAGAUAAGAUACGGCAAGACGCGUUUUACAGUUCGGUUCAGUCAACGCCAUGUUCUGCACCUGCGUCCAAGAGAAUGAGACAUGACAUUGAUGUGUCAAGGACGAGGGACCAAAAGUCGCCAGAAGAGGAAAAGGACGAAUAUGAGCGGUGGGUAAUGGGUUCAUGGGAUAAUUUGUUCUCAAGAGCAUCUGUCUAUCCAGAGUAA
Fusarium fujikuroi IMI 58289 is the source of this 594-nucleotide messenger RNA. RefSeq lists its product as uncharacterized. Bases 1 to 594 code for a protein of 197 amino acids. The transcript has a single exon. The record is from RefSeq and is a predicted model, not a curated record. NCBI's taxonomy places the organism in Eukaryota, Fungi, Ascomycota, Sordariomycetes, Hypocreales, Nectriaceae.